Molecule: messenger RNA, 9036 nt
Organism: Leucoraja erinaceus (little skate)
Lineage: Eukaryota; Metazoa; Chordata; Chondrichthyes; Rajiformes; Rajidae
Product: pappalysin-1-like
Exons: 23
Coding region: 132-4847 (1571 amino acids)
Molecular function (GO): metallopeptidase activity
Source: RefSeq, a predicted model, not a curated record
CGGGAUCAUUGUGUUUGAGGCGGUAGAAGAGGGAAGUCGUAAGCGAGAGAGAGAGAGGGGGAGAGCGAGAGAGAGUGGAAAGAGAGAGAGACACAGAGAGAAGGACACAUAGAGAGAAGCAAGAGAUUGUAAUGAAGAUGAAAGUUUGGAGUUUGCUGUCCACUCUCUGUAUCUUAGCCCUGGCUAUGGGGUCGGAGUGCGAUGGGCAGAAGACUGCUCAGCCCCAGCGCUCCAAACGUGCGCUCCGUCUGGCUGUGGAUCACCGCGCUGGCCCCGGCACCGACUCCACGGGCUCAUGUGGCACCAGGGUUACCCGCGGCAAGCGAGCGGUGCCCCGGCCGCGCUCCGACCAUCCGCUCCGGCAGCAGCAGCCGCCUUCCUAUCAACAGCAGCAGCAGCAGCAGCCGCCGCAGUCACCGCCGCCGUCAGCCCGCGACCGCAACCCGGGAAAAUUACUCUACUUCGCCGGCACCGGCAACCAGCUGCGACUUCGGACGACCACCGAGAUCCCCCGGCAGCGGUUCACUCUGGAAGUGAGGGUGAAACCAGAAGGAGGGCAACGUUCGCCAGCUGUCAUUGCAGGACUCUACGACAAAUGCCCUUGCACACUGCGGGACAGAGGAUGGGGAGUUGGCAUCCAGUCGGCGGACGGCUUGGGCAAGAGGGACCCGCGGUUCUUCUUCAGCCUGAGGACGGACAGAGCCCGCAAGUUGACCACCAUCAUGACCCCGCAGAAGUACCAGGCCAACCAGUGGGUCCACUUGGCCGCCAGCUACGACGGGCGGGAAAUGAAGCUCUACGUAAACGGGGCCCAGGUGGCCAGGAGCAGCGAGCAGGUGGGCGACAUCUUCAGUCCCCUCAGCAAAAAAUGCAAGGCUCUCACACUCGGGGGGAACUUUCAACAUCAGAACUUUCGUGGCUAUGUCACCGACUUUAGCUUGUGGGGCGAAGGCAGAACUCAGCAGCAGAUAAUCCAAGAUAUGAAACACCACGCUCAAGAUACUAAUGGGCAGGUCCUUUAUGACAACUUUGAGGAUGUGAAGAGGCACUGGCUGACUGUGAAGGACAGCAAAUACCCUCGGGCAGAGCUGAAGCAUUACGUUGACUGGGUGUCAAGCACUAACCUGGAACCUCCACCCUGUGGCCAAACUGUGUGUGACAACAUGGAGGUCACGUCGAGCUACAACAACCUCUUCAACUUUCGCAAGAUGAAGACAGUUCGCUACAGGGUGGUCAACAUCUGCGACGACAACCGGCAGAAGACCACCGUUACCAGAGAGCAGAUCCAACUUCAGCACCGGCACCUAAACAGCGCCUUCGAGCGGUACAACAUCACCUGGGAUAUUACAGUUCUGGACGUGAAGAAUUCCUCUCUGAGGGACCGUCUUAUCUUGGCCAACUGCGAUAUCAGCAAAAUUGGGAACGGGGACUGUGACCCGGAGUGCAAUCACACGCUGACCGGAAACGAUGGCGGUGAUUGUAAACCGCUCAGGCGCUCACCUCUGUUAAAGAAGAAAGGAAAUGGGGUGUGUGAUAUGGAAUGCAAUGAUGAACUGUACAACUUUGAUGAUGGUGAUUGCUGCAAUCCAGCGGUGACUGAUGUAACAAAGACAUGUUUUGACCCAAAAUCACCCUACAGGGCGUACUUGGAUGUAAACGACCUGAGGAACAUCCUGAAGCUGGAUGGUGCAACGCAUCUCAACGUAUUCUUCGCCAAUUCUUCGGAUGAAGAGCUAGCCGGGUUUGCUACAUGGCCAUGGAAUAAAGAAGCCCUCACACAUCUAGGUGGCAUUGUCCUGAAUCCUUCGUUCUACGGCAUCCCUGGACACACCCACACCAUGAUCCAUGAAAUCGGCCACAGCCUUGGGCUCUACCACGUGUUCAAGGGGAUCUCUGAGAUUGAAUCCUGGGAGGAGCUGGGUCCGGAGCGCGGCGGCCGAUUACCUAACAGGGGGUCGAGCGGGGAGUCGGACGGGUCGCCACAGAGUUUUGGAGGCGAGUUGUAUAGGGAAUGUGAGCUUCCAAUGGAAUGCUUGGGAAAGCAGCGGGUUCGAUCUUGUCCGAUUUACAGUGUGGUGGGAUCAGUCUGUGAUGCCUGCACAGAACAUGGUGAACUUGUCCAGUAUGCCUUCAACGCUUCUUCCCCAAGACCUUGUGAUCCUUCCGGACAUUGGAGCCCCAGAGAAGCAGAAGGACCCCCUGAUGUAGAACAACCUUGUGAAAACUGUGUGAAAACAUGGAGCCCGGAUGCUGGUGUUGAUGUGAAGACGGUCCCUCCGAGCUGUCCAGAAGCUCAGGGCUGCUACCUGGAAUUGGAGUUCCGCCACGCAUUGAUUCCCGACUCCCUGACGGUCUGGGUCACCUUUAUUGAAGACGACACUCACGAAGCCAUCCACAAUAUCAAGCUGCUGACAGUGAGCGGAAAGGAAAUCUCGCUCGGGGCCCAGAAAGUCUUCUGCGAUGUCCCCAUCACCCUCAAGCUCAUGGUGACGGAGGAGGUCUACGCCGUGCGGCUCUACACCCUCGACGAGCAUCUGGAAAUCGAUGCUGCUAUGCUGACGUCAGCACCGCACAAUGUUUUAUGCGGAGAAUGUCGAGCCAUCCGGUACAAGAUCCACCGCCAUCCACCGUUCCAGCAGGGAGCCACCGUCACGGUGACCGACUUGAGCAGGAAAUUUGAAGAUGUAGACGUACAGCCCAACACUUUGUACACGUACCAGGUGGUGGUGGCCAAGGGCUUGGAAGAGAGUGAACCUUCCCCACCGCUCAGCCACGUGCAUGGAGCAGCCUACUGUGGAGACGGACUGAUCCAGAGACAUCUGGGAGAGGAAUGCGAUGACCAGAACAAAAUGAAUGGAGAUGGCUGUUCCAGUUUGUGUCGGCAGGAGACAUCUUUCAACUGCGUGGAUGAACCCAGCAGAUGCUAUUUUCACGAUGGCGAUGGCGUGUGUGAAGACUUUGAGAAGAAGACCAGCACGCGGGAUUGCGGUCUCUACACGCCCAGUGGUUUUAUGGAUCAGUGGGCAAAUAAUGUCACCGUCUCACACCACGACGAUCAACAUUGCCCGGGAUGGGUGAUCAUUGGCCAUCCAGCUGCUCCAAAGGUGUGCAACACUCGAGUUGUGGAUGUGACAGACGGCGAGGCUCAGUAUGCGUGGUUUCCUUGCACAGAAGCCUUUCGCAGUGUUUCAUUCUUCCCCGCAAAAUACGGGUUGAAGGCCUACUUUGCUCAGCCUAUGGUGGCUGCUGCUGUCAUUGUUCACCUGGCUACUGAUGGAAUUACCGUCAUGGAUCAAAAGCAAGAAUCAAUCGCAGUUCAGUUGGUUGACACAAAGGAUCAGAAUCAUGACCUGGGAAUGCAUCUCGUAAACUGCUGGAACAACCCCCUCGUUAUCGCUGUCAUUCACGACCUCAGCAAGCCAUUCUACAGGACCACCGCCAUCCUAAUUACCUUCGAGUCACCAUACAUCGCCAUCUCUGGGGUGGCCCUGCGUUCCUUCCACAACUUUGACCCCAUUACAAUUAGUAGCUGCCAAAGCAGUCAGAUGUACAACCCCACGGAGCAGAGCUGUGUCCAUUAUUCUUGUGAAGCCACCGACUGCCAGGAGCUGAAGCUUAACAACGCAGUGCUGAAUUGUACAGGGGCUGGCCACUACAAUGGGGACCAGUGCACCGUAUCCUGCAAGGAAGGCUUUGUGUUUCACCAGCGCAGAGAUGAAGAGAGCACCAAAGGGCAGUCUAAAUUGGAGAUGACCGUCACCUGUACGGAUGGCAAAUGGAACCAGCAUGUUCCGUGUGAGCCGGUAGACUGCGGGAUCCCUGACCAGUAUCACGUCUACCCUGCCACCUUCUCUUGCCCGGAAGGGACCACUUUUGGGAAGCGGUGCUCCUUUCAGUGUCGACCACCGGCUGAACUCCGAGGGACCAAUAACACUCUGGACUGCCUCGGUGAUGGCCUGUGGUCUUUCCCUGAAUCCAUCUGUGAGCUGCUGUGCCUGGCUCCAACACCUGUGCCCAACGCUGAGCUCCAGAGCGCGCACUGCCACCAUGAUGGCCACAAGGUUGGAUCAUCGUGCAAGUACAAGUGCCGAGAGGGAUACUACGUCCCCAUAGACGGGAAAAAGUCACGGAAGCGGUCUUUCAAGACUAAGUGUACGGAGGAUGGGAGCUGGCAGCCAGGAGUGUGUGCCCCUGUCACGUGCAAGGCGCUCCCCGCAAAGUUUCACGGCACUUACCAUUGUACCAACGGCUUCCAGUUCAACAGCGACUGCUGGAUGAACUGCAGCGAUGCCAACAACCAGACCGAACCUGUCAAUGUGAUUCGAUGCCAGAUGAAUGGGACGUGGAACGGCUCACUACAGGUGUGCAGCUCAAUGAAGGGAGACUGCCCUCAUCCUCACCAUCUCAACACACACAUACGACUGAGCUGCAAAGAUGGUUAUGGCAUAGGUGCAGAAUGUACCCCUUUGUGUUUGUUACAUCAACAUGACCCCGUGUUCCUACCAAGUAACAUGACUGCAGACAGCGUGAGAUUCUGGAUGAGCCCUCAGAAGGCAAAGAAUAUAGUUUGUACGGCAGGACAUACGUGGCACCCACACCCUAAAACGAUUCACUGCAUUAAAUCUUGUGAGCAGGCUUUCAUGAGGGACAACUAUUGCGAUGGAAUUAACAACCGAGCCUACUGCAGUUAUGAUGGAGGGGAUUGCUGUGCUUCUACAGUCCUCACUAAAAAGGUGGUACCUUUCCCCAUGUCUUGCGAACUUCAUGGGGAGUGCGCCUGCCGGGACCCGGCUGCCCAGGAGCACAGCAAAGCGAGGCAGCAACGGUACUUCCACGGGCACCAUUAGUCGGGAGGAGCCGGGGAGAACUACACACAGCGGAAGGCGGACUGGGAGAUCGACACACAAUACUUGCUGCUUAACGGAGGAACACCUCUGAACAGAUGAUACUCUCACACACACACACACACACACACACACACACACAAUUCGACUGGUCUGCCUUCUGUCUGAAGACUGGAGUGAGAAAAACAAAGGAAUAAAGACACAAACGACACAUUGAAUGAACAAACCCCACAAAAAAAAAAUAGCAUGAUUUAUGCCUGCUUCGGAGGCCGUCCACAGGCCAAAACCCCUUCAACACCGACCCACCCACCCACCCGCACCCCUACAUCACCCUCUCCCCCCAUAUAUAUUUAAAGAUUUCUUUUUAAAAAAGGGUUACAAACACAAUCCCGCCAAAUCCAAAAAAAAGUUUAGGCAAAGUGAAAAACAAUAAGUUCAGACGCAACACAAAAGAUGAUCAUCCAUCAAAAGAUUACAGAACAAUUUAGAGAUGGAGCAAUGAUUACAGAAAGGAAACAGCGGUCACCAUGGCUGCUGCUGCUGCUGCUGCUGCUGCUGCUGCCCGUAAACUAACCUACUCAGAGUGUGAGGUCAGGUUAACACCAAACUCAAACUUCAGUCUAUCUGCCUUAAGCAAAACUUCAGCUCUGUUUUAAAACCCUUUGAUUUCAUCUCUUAAUCUUUCCAUCGAAAACAGACCCAGCCAAAAGAAUGGGCCACAUUACCAGGGAAACAGAAUCUGCUGGCACUCAUUCCAAUUGCUCUUCCCAUGGAACCAAUAUUGAGUCAGGCCAAUACUUCAGACCAGUAUAAAGGUACACUUAGUAGAUUGGCGUUUGAGUGUGGGAAUAUCACCGCAAGGGUGAUCAGUGAGCGGAAUAAACCUCGGGGGAGGAAGAGAGGCAAAAAGGUCUUGAAACGGUUGCAUCUGUGACAAACAAGUUAUUUUGUUAUGAGCAGCUAGUAAACAUUGGCCGUGCAAACCCCAAGGACUACCUGGCAAAGCCAGGUCUGCAACACGAAGGAACUGCGGAUGCUGGGUUUACACCAAAGAUAGACACAAAACGCUGGAGUAACUCAGCAGGUCAGGCAGCAUCUCCGGAGGACAGGAAUCGGUGACGUUUUUCGUGUCUUGAUCCGAAACAUCACCUAUUCCUUUUCUCCAAAGAUGCUGCCUGACCCGCUGAGUUACUCCAGCGUUUUGAGUCUAUUUACAGAGAGCCUUAGUUUAAGUUUAGGUUCAUCUUUGUCACAUGCACCGACGUACCGUGAAAAACCUUGUUUUUGCAUUCCAUCCAUACAGAUCAGACAUACCAUAUAUAGUUUAGUCACAUUUAUUAUUGUCACGUGUAGCGAGGUGCACUGAAAAACGUUUUUUUUUUGCGUGCUUUCCAGUCAAGAAAAAACUGAACAUGUAAAAAUACAGAGAUACAAGUCCUAUCUGGGAUAAAAAUGCUGGAGAAACUCAGCGGGUGAGGCUGCAUCUAUGGAGCGACGGAAAUAGGCAACGUUUCAUAGAAACAUAGAAAAUAUGUGCAGGAGUAGGCCAUUCGGCCCUUCGAGCCUGCACCACCAUUCAAUAUGAUCAUGGCUGAUCAUCCAAUUCAGUAUCCAGUUUCGACACGUUGCUGCCUUUACACUCCAAAGACAUGCAGGUUUACAGGUUAAUUGGCCUGGUAUAAAUGUGAAAAUUGUCCCUAGAGUAGAAUAGUGUUAAUGUGCGGGGGAUUGCCGGUGGGUGGGCCGAAGGGCCUGUUUCCGCGCUCUAAACUAUCUCUAAACUAGACUAAACUAAACAAAACUAGAAGGAGGAAACAUCAAGGGAAGGAUUUUGACUGAACAUUUUGUUCAGUCCAGUUAAGUUCAGUUUAUUAUCAUGUGUACCGAGGUAUGGUGAAAAGCGUUUGUUGCUUUUCAUAUCCUUGGCUUUAGCGAGAAGGCAAAUCCUGGCUCUGGUUCCAUAAGUUUUUAACAAAGAGAGCAAAGUGCAACAUUCCCAGCAGAACGCAAUCGUCCAAUCUUUAUUGUGGUGGCGAUGCAACUCAAAGCUUUCCCACAGACAGUAUUUCCCCAUCAACCUGUAGGUUAGGACCUCAGUUGACUCAUACUUUUGGCUGGUUGAGGUGUGUCAAAACAAAAAAAGUAGAACAUGCCAAUUUCAAAGGGAAUUUGAAGCAAUACAAGCUACCUCCCAUCUCUCUUCCAUUUUGCCUGGUUUUAACUGUCGGUCCUUAUUGGUUUUACCUGUGUUGUUUUAAAGAAAAAAAUAUUUCAUGCUGCAGAUUCCUGACAGGCGAGGUUGUGCAAACUACAUGGUCUGAGAUUGAAAAGAGAAAAAAAAAAUCUACCACAGCAUUAGGGUUUAGACAUAAAAAAAAACAUAGUUCUCCAUAGGAUUUUGGUGUGCAGUUGCGUCUUAAUGUCUUGUCGAUUUUCGUGCAUAGUAUUAACUCCAGCUAGAGGAAAAGAAAAGAACAACUUUUUGACAUUUAAUUGUUUAAGUGUUUAAAGUGUUUAUUUGUACUUUUGUUAUAAACUUUUGCUUAAUUGUAUUUAAUCAGUAUUUUUAUUGUGCUCGGUAACUGCAUUUGGAACUCCUGUACAGUCAUUUGCAAAAGUCUACAUCAAUGUUUGUUUCUUGAAAAGCUGCUAAAGUCAGACAGGUAUUUUUUUUGUAUCCAAAUCUAUUUUUAAAUUUUAAGUUUUGUUUCCUAAGGCUUUGCAUACAUAAUAUCUCGUGCAUUUAAACAUUUUUUGUUAAAAAGAGGUGAUUAGUUUAGCUACAAUAGCAGCCAUUAUAUAAGGGACAGUCAGAUGCAGAGAGCACGGACGGGAAGCAAAAACCCGAUCAAAUGUUGCCGUUAAAAGAGUUAAUACUCACACUUCCAUUCAAACCUUUCAUACGACGGUAAGAUUUGUUGGGAAGACCCUUGGCUCUUGCUAAUUAAUCACAAAUAUUUUGUUUUAUAUACUCAAUGAAAAUUGUAUUAAGAUAAUAGUUAUUCAAUAUUUGCUUUUUUUUUCCUUUUGUUGUUAUUUAACAGCAUACCAAGAACAUUGCUGAUUUUAACAAUGAAAUAUUUCAUUCAUGGGAGGCAGAUAAAUUCAGUCUAAAUACCGAAUUCUGACCAUCGAUUUAAGUACCAGGUCACAUUUGCUGGUGGGACGCUGGUUAUUUUCUCUCAAGUAAACUGGUCACGAUAAUAUCUUUUAAAAACACUCUCUCUCUCCCCCCACGACCAAUCCUUGUGAACAGAAGUUAAACUUACUGGCAAAAUUCCCACAUUAUCUAUAGAGGCAUUUUUAUUUUCCAGAAGUACAAGAAUUCUUGGAUUCUAAUUGAUCAUUUACCUGUCUGCAUAAUACAUUUCAAGCUGUGAUUUCUUUGAGGGAGGAAAUAUUUUCAUAUGGUAACCGCCAUUGUGAAAAACCUGGUAUUUAUUAGUCAUUCUAGUUACUUGUUGGGCACCUUAUGGAAGUCAUAAAAUCAAUAAUCAAAUGAAGUGCUGAAAAAAAAAUUAUAAAUGUAACAGUCUACUGUAAUAUCAUAUCUUUUGCUGUACCUCAUGCCUGUAAGCUAGCUGCUUUUUAAUGUUUAGUUAAUUUAAAUUUCCUAGCAAUAUAUAAAGAUGUAAAUAGUAGAGUUAUUUAUUAAGAAUGUCAUCCAUUUUUAAUUUAUAUUUACACUUUUAUCAUCUAAAUUAUUUUUACAACUUAUACAUUUCCGUUGUUACAGCCAUUUUAUUGCCAUAAUGGUAUGAAGGAUAUGAGAGAUCUCCAAGAGACAAACACUGUGUUCCUCCUGUUGGUCUCUCAUGUUGAAGUACAGACCUUCUAACCACAUGCAAUUUAGGGUAACACAUGCAUCUGUGGACUGAUUAGCCUUUGCCAUUGCUGUGACUCUCUUUGAAAACAAAACCUCGAUAUACCUCCUGAAGUGGUUUUGGGUCGAUCAAUGACCAAGUAUCAAUGGCGUGUAAUGAACAAGUGUAUUAGAUAGUGCCGCUGUUAAAAUGGCCCGAGUCCUACGGAUGGGUUGAGUUAGAAAGCAAACCUUACAUUUCAAAUAGGUGAAAUUGAUCGGAUGAAGCAGUUCCAAUUUUCCUCAGUACAUCUACCAGAUGUGCCCGGCCAUGCUUAUAUUUUUUCUGCUUUGUCCGUCCCCUUUUCUCUACCAUCUUUCUCCCCCCCC